AGCUAAAACACAACAGUUAUUGAAACUGAAAGCCAAAAUCAUUGAAGAUGUUGAAAACAGUGAUCAAGAAGAGAAGUGCUUACAAGAGUACAAGCAGGAAAUGGACUUACUCAUGCAAGAAAAAAUGGCUCAUGUAGAAGAACUUCGGCAGAUUCAUGCAGACAUCAAUGCAAUGGAAAACGUGAUCAAAAAAGCAGAGGAGGCUCGAGGUCGAAAUUUAGAUCGUGCAAAACGAAUUUACGAGGAAUAUCGGCCGUUGAAAAAUGAUGUUGAUCGAUUGCGCAGGGAUUAUCUAGGGUUGGAACGACUUCCUGAACUGCAUGAAGAGGAAUCAGACAUCAUAAAGCCAGAGUUGUUUGCUCAAAACUAUUAUGAAAAACCUUUCAAGCCUCCAUCAGAUUGGAGUCGUGGAACGACAAGUGCUGCUUUGGCAAGUUUCACCCAUGCGCAUCAAGCUGUAGCAGCAGCUGCAUUUCUCACGCCGUCUCAAUUGUCUCUGAUUCCGGGUCCAAGUAAAACACCUGACAGCAGACCAAUCCCUCCAAUGCCAGCUCCAACAUUCCGACAACAGCCUCCGCCAAUGAAAUCCUGCUUGUCAUGUCAUCAGCAAAUUCAUCGCAACGCACCCAUCUGUCCCUUGUGCAAAGCAAAAUCACGAAGUCGCAAUCCGAAAAAACCAAAGAAAAAAGAUUAAAGUUGACUCAGGUCAAGCAACUCCAGUAUGGGCAUUUCAAUCAUCGUUCCUCAAUAAUCAUGACUUUUCUGGCAUCUCCCGCGGAUUCCUGUUUGGCCGGAACUUAGAUUGUUAUUCUUAUUUUACAUGUUUUUAUUCAAUACUUAAACAAGUAUGUAAAGUUUUUGAGUUAGUAGUUUUCAUGUCGUAAUAAGUGUGUUGUAAUAUUGCCCUGUGGAAUUUUUUGCGUUGAUAUACCUCUGUAAUCAGUAUAUCUGAAUGUAAGCAAAAAAUUGCAAGUGAUUGUCUGUCACUUGUCCACCUCCUUUUGGGUGAUAUUGUAUGUCUGAAUCAUUUCUUUGGUUCUUGUUGCUUAGCUCAGUAAGAGCUCUUUUUUUUUUGUAUCUUUGUAAGGACUACGUCCAACCCUUCAGUCUGUCGGUUCCAUGACAAUUUAUUCUGCUAAUAAGUAGAAAUACCUUAUGCUUUCAACCAAUUAGAAGUGAAGGUUUCUCCAUCAUCUUCUAAUCGCUUGAAACAGGGAAUAGAUUCAACAAAUCAAAAAACUAAGACUUCAUCCAGCAUAAAUUCUUUCGAAGUGUGUGUGGGUUAUUGAGCUUAUGCUUGUGCAUUGGACUCCUUAGCCAAUUGUGUCACCAAUGCCAUAUCCCAUGUAACUGAUUGUGUCAUAAAUUAUGUAUAGUUAUAAUUAUUUUAAUGAAAGUAACUAGUGAAUUCAAAUGAAGAAAAAUCGAAUCCGGUAGUCUUCAAGUCAAAACUAUAAUCAGACCAAAGUUUUUCUUUUCUUUCUCUUAAUGCCUUCAUUUUCUACCCUGUAAGGUAGAUUUCAUAUCUCAAAAAAAUGAAGAGAGAGAAAAAAAAAGAAUGAAAUGCAAGGCAGCCCACCUAUAAUCUCAAGAAACGCCUUGAAAGAAAGUUGUAAAA
Molecule: messenger RNA, 1618 nt
Organism: Bemisia tabaci
Lineage: Eukaryota; Metazoa; Arthropoda; Insecta; Hemiptera; Aleyrodidae
Source: RefSeq, a predicted model, not a curated record